AUGCUCGCCGCCAAGGACCGGACCAGCCGAAUAUUUUUGGCCUCUUUGUGUGAAAUAUUGUCAAUUCUUUUGGGUUUUCACUUAAUUCUUUUGGGUUUUCAUUAUUUUUACAAUUAUUUUCAAAGUUUAAAAACUCUAAUUCAGUGUAUCAAACUUUUUUUUAAAAAAAAAAAAUCAAAUUCCUUCAAAUCAAGACACCCAGGUGGAGAUUUGUCCGUACAAAGGCCUGAGAUUGCAGACUCCGAUAUGAGCGAUUCGAAGAGUUUUCAGGAACAGGAUGGUUCUGUGGUUUUGAAUUCGGAGAACGAAGGAACCCGAGAAUUUUCCUGUGCUGAAACGAUGGGGGUGGAUGAUGGGUCGGUUUCAACGGGGAAGAAGUUUUCGGAGCGGAGCAAGGAGCUGGGCGACUAUGGUGGCGACCACUCGCUGUUGGUGAUCGCCGUUCAUGCUGUUUUUUUGGAGUCCGGCUUCGUUGGAUUCGAUUCCGUCUCGGGCAUGCGGGUCGACCGGUUUCACCUUGCGGACGAGUGGCCUUCGAACGCGUUCUCGGUCUCGCUCUGGUAUACUCUGCCUGAGCUUCUAGGACAUGGCUAUUGUAAUUUUGGUAAUGUGGUUGAAAGUGUUUUUUUGAAGUUUCAGAGUUUAGGGCACUUCGUCAUUAUCUAUGGGUCUUUGGCUAAGGGCGGCGGGUCGGGGUUGCAUCGGGUGUGUUUGAAUGAGAAUAGGUUUGUGCCGGCGAUCAGUUUAGCUAAUAAUAGUGACUCGGUUGAUAGCAUUAACGAAGAAGAUGGGUACCCAGAAAGUGAGAUUUUUGAGUUUUGGAAGAUGGUGAAGGAUGGGCUUGUAUUGCCACUUUUGAUUGAUCUUUGUGAAAAGACUGGUCUCGCCCCUCCACCGUGCUUUAUGCGCCUCCCCGCGGAGCUUCAACUUAAGAUUUUGGAAUCUCUUCACGGUGUCGAUCUCGCAAUGGUGGGAUGCGUGUGUUCCGAAUUGAGGUAUUUGUCUUCACGUGAUGAGUUGUGGAAACGGAAAUUUGAUGAGGAGUUUGGACGAGCGAAGGGAGCGCAGGGAUUUGAUCAAUGGAAGGCUAGGUUUGCUUCGUUUUGGGGGAGAAGCAAGAAGAGGAAGAAGGAAAAACUUGGCCGGUAUAGAGUUGAAAGGCUUUUUCUCAUCCAGGAGGAUCCAUUUAGCGCUCCUAUGGUGGGCGGAGAUCAUGACCGGAUGCCGGGUCUUGCCGUAGCUUCUCCUUUCAGAACAUCCAGAGGGGUUCAGCGGCUUCGACUGCCGCGGCUGAACUUAACGCCCCAUUGUCGUCUAGGAGGAUCCAAUGUCUAGUGGUCCGGUGCUGCAACUGAACCCUGGAAUUUAACCAAAAGUCUUUUUUAUGUAUAUAAAUAAGUCUCACGUUUGACAUACCAAUAGAAUGAGGGGUCACAGGAGGACAGUUGAAUGCUUUGAAAGUUCCUGCUGGUUUUGACGUUUAUAGGGAGGAGCUCAGAUAGCCACCAGGGUAACAGAAGCUCGAUAUGGUGUCAAACUUGGCCCAUCCUUCCUUGUGCCAUUCAAUUGGACAGGGUUCCUGGGAGUGAUGAAUAACUAUGAAUCUUUGCUUCCAAAUAAGAGAGCUUUUUUGAUAUUCCAGUGGCACGCACGGCUAUUGCAUGUUUGACAUCUCUUGUGCACGCAUGGCUAUUGUAGCUGAUGGCAGCUUCAAUGGAGUCGACAAUGCUUUGUAAGUUUUCUAAAGUGCCUUUCCUUUCUGAAAGGGAAUAGAAGGCAUAUCAAAAAGAAAGAGAAUAGAGGACAUAUUGUAUUAUGCACAAGCAAUAUUUGCAGCUCUGCUUUCUUUUGUGAUAUAACAUGGAUAUGGCUGUAGAAUUAGUUGGUAGUGGUUCUAACUUGUUAGUAUUAUACCUUGCUUACAUUAAUUGGGUGCCAACAAUGGAGUUGUCAAAAGAAGUUUCACAUAUGA
Molecule: messenger RNA, 1972 nt
Organism: Alnus glutinosa
Lineage: Eukaryota; Viridiplantae; Streptophyta; Magnoliopsida; Fagales; Betulaceae
Product: F-box protein SKIP22-like
Exons: 3
Coding region: 1-1335 (444 amino acids)
Molecular function (GO): protein binding
Source: RefSeq, a predicted model, not a curated record